Cercospora beticola is the source of this 600-nucleotide messenger RNA. RefSeq lists its product as uncharacterized. NCBI's taxonomy places the organism in Eukaryota, Fungi, Ascomycota, Dothideomycetes, Mycosphaerellales, Mycosphaerellaceae. The record is from RefSeq and is a predicted model, not a curated record.
AUGCCUUCUUCUCUCCUCCUCGCACUUGCUUUUUCCAGCCUCGCGCUCGCUUUUCCCCAAAACAAAGUCCAAGAACCACUCCAAUGCACCGACGGCGGCCAACUCCACUGCUGCGAAGCAACUUUCACCGGCGCAGCACUCCCCGUCGCUCUCGCCGCUGAUUUGCUCUGCUACGAUUUGACUCCAGCAGUCGUCAACUGCAUUAUCACCGAAGCCCCCUCCGACCCGGACACAGGCUGCUACGGCACCCCCCUCUGCUGCCAAGUCAACGCCUUAUCCCCCGCUUUGGGCCUCUUCUGCUCCAAACCUCCCGGAAACUGCGUCGGAAAAGAAUCCGAUGGAAGGUGUUUGGAGACUUUGACUGAUAGGUUUGGGAAUUGUACGGAGAGUGAUAUCAAUCGUCAGCGAGGAGAUCUUGGGUUGGGUGUUGUUGGGGAUAUUGGAGAGGAGGUUGCUGGUGGGCCGGUGGGAGGAGUGGUGAAGGGUGUUACCGGGCCGGUUUUGGGUGGUGUGGGAGAUGCGACGAAGCCUGUGGGGAGUGUGGUUGAUGGGGUUGUGGGGAGUCUGAGGGAUGGGGGGAGGCGGAAUAAGGGGAACUGA